ACACUUGUCUCCUCUCGACAAUUUUCUAGAACACUUUUAGUUUCUUUCCAUCAGAGCGAUGACGGAGAGAGUUUGAACAUUAUGAUGUUUGACGUCCGUUAUAUACCUGGGACUUCUGCAGCUAAACCGUAUUGUCUUUCCACAUUAUCCAGAAACAUCAAUAUCAUGUAUUUCCCUAGAGACGUUCAGCCUGCCGCCAGUCCUGAAUGGUGCAGCAAUUGGGACAAGAUAUUUCACCCUCACAAGAAUUGCCCCAAACCAACAUCUACCACAGCAUACUCUUCUGCUCCAUCAGCUUCAACAACACCCGCCUACGAUCCCCGUCCGGAUCAUGGUCCUGAUCCAAUCACUAUGGUCAUAAUAUUCGUGGGUGCAUUUAUUGGCCUUGCAGCAAUCAUUGCCGUCAUAUCUUCUAUCGCGAAGGCUAGCAUACAAAAGAGGCGACUUCGAGAGCAGGCUCGUAAUUCCCACAGAGUCCGUUCACAGCCCCAACCAACUCUCAAAUCAAAGUUAUCCAGCUGGUGGAAUAGACAGAAAUCUGGACGACGAUCGAGAUCUCGAGAUGUUGAAAUGGGCAGAUUCAAAAGAGGUCUCAGCCGCGUCCGGUCCAUCGCAAAAUCGAACCCAGAACUCAGCAACGUACCUCCUGUCGGCGUACAACCACCAGCUUCAGACCCCAACACACCUCAACGGCUACGCAGAUCUGGCGAGGCUGUCGUUAGGUCACAAGGAGUUGAAGUGGAACCAAGACGCAAUCCUCCUCAAUACGAGAAUACACCAAUAUCGGAUCAAUUCAUGUCAGCCGCGGAAAGGGGAGUUGAGGAGACGGUAGCGACGCCUCCGCCGACUUAUAAUCAGAGAGCGGGAGAUCGUUAUUUUUGGGAAGAUGAUGGAACGCCCGCACCGGGGUACACGCCAUUUUUACGUCGGGAAGCAAGGCCGAGAGAUUGAGAGGUCAGAGUGUUCGGAAGUGAGGCGAGCUGUGCGGUAGAAGAUGACUGCGGAG
Mollisia scopiformis is the source of this 1006-nucleotide messenger RNA. RefSeq lists its product as uncharacterized. Lineage: Eukaryota; Fungi; Ascomycota; Leotiomycetes; Helotiales; Mollisiaceae. The record is from RefSeq and is a predicted model, not a curated record. Bases 82 to 951 code for a protein of 289 amino acids. The transcript has a single exon.